CCAGCAACAAAGAUGGCGUCACUGCCAGGCCGGAAGUGACGGCGCCGGCUGGCUCCCAGCGCAGACAUGGCGGCCUCCAGGCUGGAGAAGAACUUCUUGCGGCUCCUGGUGAGAUGCGAGUCGAUGGCGGCCGAUAAGAGGGACGAGAAGGACUGGCGGUUGGAGAAGUAUGUUGAAGCUCUUCAAGAAAUGUUGACCGAAUUGAAGAAGCACUUAAGUAAACCCGCUCCUGAAGUACUAAAUGAAUACAACCGCAAAGUGGAGUUCAUGAAAGGGCUUUUGGAAGCAGAGAAACUGCCUAACCCUGCUGAAAAGGCCUUGGCCAAUCAGUUGUUGGCUCCUGGGCGAACAUCAACGACUGGUAAAGAACGGGUAUCAGCCACCAAGACUGUCCACCUGCGGACGAAAGCCAGGUACAUGGGAGAAAUGAGGAGUGAACUCCUCGAUGGGCCAUCGCACUCUGCCGACGGUUCGGACUCCGGUGAAUUGAGAAAACGAAGUGGGAUGGGGGAUGAGAAGCAAUCUGCCUCUGAGCUGGACGCAGUGCUCCACCAUCACCACAACGUGCAGGAGCGCCUCGCCGAGGAGAUGCUGAACCUGGCCCGGAACCUGAAGAACAACACGCUGGCCGCUCAGAACGUCAUCAAGCAGGACAACCAGACGCUGACGCAUUCCUUGCGGAUGGCCGACCAGAACUUCGAGAAGCUGAAGGUGGAGUCUGAGCGACUGGAACAACACACCAAGAAAUCCGUCAACUGGCUGCUGUGGCUGAUGUUGGUCGUGGUCUGCUUCAUGUUCAUCAGCAUGAUCCUGUUCAUACGCAUCUUCCCCAAGCUGAGGUGACCAGAGUGCCGCAGCUUCUCCCGUCUACCUAGAAUAUGGGGCUGGAGUAGAAUUGCUUCCAAUCCUCCUCCUGGACUGACAAAGACUCUGCAGAAUCCAAGCACCGUGCGGUACGAACUUCCAUACAACUAACAGGGGAGAUCAGCCGGGUCAACAGUACUUUAACUCAAGAUCUUCCUGUUUAUUGACACAUGCUGACAUAGUUACAAGGGAAGCCGAACUAAGGAUCCUGACCCGAAACGUCGCCUGUCCGUUCCUUCCACAGAUGCUGCCAGACCGCUGAGUUCUUCCAGCACUUUUGAGUUUCACAAAAAAUGUCCCGUGUCAUUCAAUGAAUCUCGUAAUGUUUACGCUCAAGUACUUACAUAUUUUCCAAAAGUUAUUAAAGCACUUUUGUUUGAGAUUGCA
Messenger RNA from Amblyraja radiata (thorny skate), 1251 nucleotides. It is a transcript of the gene use1, whose product is annotated as unconventional SNARE in the ER 1 homolog (S. cerevisiae). Gene Ontology annotation, biological process: retrograde vesicle-mediated transport, Golgi to endoplasmic reticulum. Gene Ontology annotation, molecular function: SNAP receptor activity. The coding region runs from base 67 to 843 and encodes 258 amino acids. The transcript has 8 exons. Lineage: Eukaryota; Metazoa; Chordata; Chondrichthyes; Rajiformes; Rajidae. Gene Ontology annotation, cellular component: endoplasmic reticulum; SNARE complex. The record is from RefSeq and is a predicted model, not a curated record.